CCUGGUGACUACUGCAGCUAAUAAACAGAAACUCUUCGCCGGUCAUUUGUUCCCAGAGCUCAGUUCUCUCAUCCUUCGCUGAAAGGCUCCAGCACAGAGGAAGAAAUGGACGAGAUAAAGACCGAGCCUGUGGAUUUUGUGCAGGACUUUCAAGAAUACCUGACUCAGCAAACCCAGAACGUCAACAUGAUCUCAGGCUCCGUGUGUGAAGACAAGGAGUCGCUGAAAGGCUCCAGCACAAAGGAAGAAAUGGACGAGAUAAAGACAGAGCCUGUGGGUUUUGUGCAGGACUUUCAAGAAUACCUGACACAACAAACCCAGAACGUCAACAUGAUCUCAGGCUCCGUGUCUGGAGAGAAGGAGUCCCUGGAGCCGUUUCAAGCCGCUGCACCCAGAAGUGAGCAGAAUGGCCUGGACCCUCCGUCUGUGGAGGUGACCCUGGCGAUGGAGGAUGGGUCCGAUGUGCAGAUGGACGGCCUGGAGAGGACCUGUGAUGGCAAAUACAAGUCUAUGGGUUUAAGUCAUACAACGAAUAACGUAGACUAUUUGUUGAAGGUGCGAUUUAGUAGAUUGCCGUUGGAAGAAAAAUUAGAAAUCAAACGUUUGGGGCCACACAGACCACAAGACUUGGUCCUUCUGCAGCCUAGUGGGAAAAUGACUCGAACUUUCAAGAGGGAGUGGUUUGAAAGAAAGACAUGGCUAACUGCUAGCACAACAAAACGAGCACUGUUCUGUUUCCCAUGCCUUCUUUUUGGAGAUGCUAGUUUUAUAGACUCAGUUUGGGCAACGGAUGGAUACAAAGACCUGAAGCAUCUGACAGAAAGAACAGCGAAACACGAAAGCAGUAAAAGCCAUAUCAACUGCGCCAUAAAAUUGGGACUAUUGGGAUCGGUCAACAGAGUGGCACAGCAAGAUAGUCUUUAUCAGCAGAACAUUUUAGAGCACAAACAGACGGAGGAGAAUCGUUAUGUACUGGGGAGGCUGAUAUCGUGCCUAAAGCUCUGUGGGAAGUGCGAACUGGGUCUGGUCUGUCACGACGAGUCAGCCGACUCAGUAAACCCAGGCAUGUUUAGGUGCAUUUUUGAGAUGAUGUGCGAGGGCGACACCAGGCUGAAAAGACACUACGAUUCGGAGCCUAUGUUCAAGGGGACAUCUAGCACCAUUCAGAACGAACUCCUGGAUUGCAUGUAUGAGGUCUACAGGUGUGAGUUGGCCAAACAAUUGCUGAACACCCGGUUUGUAGCUGUGCAGGUGGAUGAGAUCACUGAUAACGCAUGCAAAUCCCAAAUGGUCAUAGUCUUGAGAUACAUGGUGGACAACAGUGUCACAGAGCGGUUUCUUGAGUUCAUUGAAGUGAAGAAUAAAACUGCCACUGGCCUUUCUACUGCUAUCAAACAUGCCCUUGAGCCAAUGAGACUGACUGAAAAACUCGUAGCCCAAACCUAUGAUGGUACAGCGGUUAUUCGUGGCAGUGCAGGCGGCGUGCAAAAACUUAUGAAGCAAAGCUACCUAAAAGCAAUAUUUGUGCAUUGCUACGCACACCAGCUAAACCUAACUCUGCAGCAAGCAUGUGCAUCCAGAAUCAGUGAGCUGAAGGUGUUCUUUGCUGAUCUGGCUGGUUUUGCCACCUUCUUCUCCACCUCACCGAAUAGAACGGCUGCUCUGGCGCAGACAUCAGACAAGCGGAUCCCGCGGCCACCCGGCACACGAUUGAAUUUUGAAAGCAAGACCGUGAAUGUGGUAUGGGAAAGACAGGAAGAUAUACUGGAGUGUCUGGAUAACAUUCGCACUCAUCCAGGAUGGGACAAGGAGUCCAUCAGCGAGGCAUACGGCCUCUCCAUGCACCUGCGGGACCGCACGUUUCUCCAAUUGCUGGAGUUCUUUGCCAAAGUUAUGCCAGAAGUGGAUGUUUUGGAUUGCAUACUACAGCAAAGACAGAUCGACGCAUCUGAGGUGACUCGUGCAGUGGAGAAUUUCAAAGUGCAAGUGAAAGAAAUCAGAGAUAGAGCAGAUGAGAUUGGUAACCAAGACAGUAAGGAGCCGGGCACAGCAAAGCGCAGGCAAACAAAUACGCCUGCCGUGAUGAAGGAGGCCUGUGAUACCAUGAUUGCGCAAGUGGAGGACCGGUUCUCCAAUAUUGACCAUCUUUUGGCUGCACAGCUGGUGGACUGCUCACUGUUCCCAAAGUUUGUGAAGUCAUUCCCGGAGGCCCAACUCGCCUGUGCUAUCAAGCUCUGGCCCAGAGCUCUCAUGAACGAGGGGAAGCUGCAACAUGAGCUUGCUCUUCUAUACGGACAACCUGCGCUGCACACAGGAAAAUCAGCACUGUUGCUGUUCCAGGCCAUUCGGGAAAGCCACCUACAAGAUGUCCUGUCUGAAACCUGCACUCUGCUCAGGAUCAUCAUCACAACCCCCAUGACGUCUGCGGAGCCUGAGAGGAACCUGUCAACGUUGAAAAGGAUUAAGACGUUCACAAGAAACACGAUGGGACAUAAGAGACUGAAUGCCCUCUCCAUGCUUUCUAUUGAAAACGAGUAUGUUCAUGGACUGGUGGAUUUUAACAGCAAAGUCAUCGUGAGGUUUGCUCAAGCAAAGAACCGCCGCGCCAACUUCCUUUUUAAGUGAUCGGCAUUGGAGAAAAGCCACACCGCUGCCAGCUGUGCCCAUUCGCCUCAGCAUAUGAGCGCCAUUUGGAAGCCCACAUGUGUUCGCACACAGGAGAGAAGCCGUACAAUCACCUCCUAAAGAAGAAGAAUCUCCCACCUCAGGCCGCGGCAGUUGUAGUCCUGUUCCUGGCCUCGGU
Limanda limanda (common dab) is the source of this 2803-nucleotide messenger RNA. RefSeq names its product zinc finger MYM-type protein 1-like. The transcript is spliced from 5 exons. Lineage: Eukaryota; Metazoa; Chordata; Actinopteri; Pleuronectiformes; Pleuronectidae. The record is from RefSeq and is a predicted model, not a curated record. The coding region runs from base 106 to 2625 and encodes 839 amino acids. Gene Ontology annotation, molecular function: protein dimerization activity.